AUGGUUAAAGGAGAGCUUCUCACCCUCGGUGCUGCCGCCACGGCAGUCGGCGGCGCCUACAAGGUUGGAGAGUUCCUCUUCAAGGCGAAGCGAUCUACGUGCGCAUCAUUGGGCCGCGUCCGCUCCGACCUCGAUGAAGUGCGUCGCCUGCUGUCCGUCCGCGAAGUCCACGAUGCCCUCGAGGCCAACCCCGAGAAGUCGCGCUGGGUCUACGGCGCCAUGCGAGACGUGCGCGGCGCCCUGGAGAACAUCACGCCGCACACGGAGCGCGUCAGUGGUGAUGUCGAAGCCGGACGCCGCAUCGGCGUUCGUCACCGCGUCUACUGGCUGUUGAGCGAGAAGGAGAAGCUCGAGAACCGCGAGAAGGAGCUCAACUUCGCCCACGCCAGUCUUUCCGAGGUGCUCGGCUACCUGACCGCUCUGGAGCCCGUCGAGGAGCCCAAGAAGCCCAAGGAGAAGGAGUCGACCAAGGAGACCCAUAUCGACAUCGACAUCCAUCGCGACGCUCCGCCUCCUCCUCCUCAGCAUCAGCACACCCACGCGCCGCCCCAGCACACUCACGAAAGGGUCGAGCGCGAGGUCUACAUUGAGCGCGAUGCUGCUCCCCGACGUGUCGAACGUGUCGAGGAGCGUGACGUCUACUUCGAGCGCGACCGCCAGGGCCCGCCUCGCUACGAGCAGCACGCCGACAUCCACAUCGACGAGCAUGGCCCCCAUCACCAGCACGUCGAGGCCGACAUCCAUGUCCAGCGCGGCCGUGACCCCCGCCACCUCGACCAUCCCCAACGCUACGAGGCCCAGUAUGAUGACCGCUACGAGCAACACGACCAGUACCGCUCCGAGUACCCCGAGGAACGCCACCACGAGUCCCGCCCCUUCCCUGAGCCUCUAGGCCGCCGCCCCGAAGCCUACGAGGACCGUCUCCCUGAGCGCGACUCCUGGAUGCAGAGCGACGCCCGUCGCGCCCGUGCCCAAGGACAAGGACAAGGCAACUACGGCCCGUACGGCGAGUAUGCCGAGUACGGCGCCCCGCAGCCCGUUGGCGCGGCCCACUACCAGCGUAGGUUCCAAGGCGACGCGGGCUUUGGCGACGAAGAAAUACUGAAUCCCCAACCAGUGCCUCUCUCCAAGGAGUACAAGGAACGCGAGAUGUGGAUUGAACAAAAGGAAGACUACCGCUUCGAUCAGUACGGCAACAGGCUGCCUGACAGAUUCUUCCAGCCUCCCGUUCCCAGGCCGUAUCGCAGCCGCAUGUAGAUAGCCCAGCCUGGAUGAAAAUUUGUAUGUACCACCGCGGAGAUAUAAUGAGCUUGAACUUUUUGUCUUUUGUGUAAGCAAGUAUCCCCCAGAUAGUCUUUCGGAUGGCAGAGGCGGCUUCUUAUGUAGCU
This is a messenger RNA of Parastagonospora nodorum SN15, 1388 nucleotides long. RefSeq lists its product as hypothetical. Lineage: Eukaryota; Fungi; Ascomycota; Dothideomycetes; Pleosporales; Phaeosphaeriaceae. Bases 1 to 1257 code for a protein of 418 amino acids. The transcript has 3 exons. The record is from RefSeq and is a predicted model, not a curated record.